AAGUCUAGGGACAGUUUUUUUUCCUUUAGUCAGUCUUAAUAAGGUUUAGAGCUGUGUCAGAAUCACUGGAUCUUGAAUCAUUCAGCAUAUGAGCAAACUCUGACAGAUACAAAUAUCGCCGUUAUAGCAUCAUCACCAUGACAGAAAUAAUGAAUGUCCUUGGCUCGACUUAAUUCGCAGGUUGUAGCAGCCUAAACGAUGGAUGGGGACUCGGAGCCCAGGCCUGGGGUAAGGGAGGGGAGCACCGCCCCAGAAGACGAACCCAUGGACCCAGACACCCCUCCCUCAGACCAAACCACACCCCCCGUGGGAACGCAGGCUCCCGCUGCCAUAGCAACAGAGGAACCCUCCAGGGUUCUGGAGAACAAUGAUGAUGAUGUGGUGUUGGUGGAAGAGGCCCCACCUCCCUCAGGGAAACGUUCCCCCACCCUGUCUGCUACGCAAGCUGGUGCCCCCUCUGACUGCCCUGAGCUCCGCCCCUUGGAAUCAGAAACCAUGGCGACAGUAAACACAAUAGCAGCAUCAGCCCCCUCCAACACCCCGAGUCCACACCCCACCUUAUCAGCAGCACCCACAGAACCCAUUGUCAUUGAUGAUGAGGAGGAUGUGGGGCAAAGAGGCUCUUCCUCACUGUCCACAGCCGGAGCUCCUCCCUCACCGGACAGUGGAGGUAUCCUGAGCAGCACGGAGCCCGACUCUGAGAUAAAGAUUGCCAGCGUCACAACGCUUGGGCCUUCUGCCGCCGCAGCCGAGGCAGAAACGGAGGGGGACAUGAACCUGAUGAUCACGAGUGUGACGUCCCUGCGGGGCGGGGAGGGCGUCGCUGAGAACGGCUUGCAGAUCAGCAGCACCUUCAGUCUGAACCCUGACGCCCAGAGUGCCAUCAGUAGUGGCAGGCCCCCGAACACCUUUAACCCUGGCCGGGUCAGCAACGCCUCCACCACUAGCCAGCCUGUGCAGAAUGGAGGCACAGGGACCCACCAGAGGCCUGAUUCGUGGAUCUCCCAAUCAGCCUCAUUUCCGCGGAACCAAAAACAGACAGGGGUGGACUCCACAUCGCCCGCCGCCUCCCUGCCCAAACCGCCUGGACCCUUUCCCUCUGGCUCACAUAACCCCCCUCGCACAGUCAAGGUGACCUGCGCCAACUGUAAGAAACCUCUUAAGAAGGGCCAGACGGCGUACCAGCGGAAAGGAUCCACACACCUGUUCUGUUCCACAACCUGCCUCUCGGCCUUCUCACACAAACCCACCCCCAAGAAGAGCUGCACCAUGUGCAAGAAGGACAUCACUACAAUGAAGGGUACCAUUGUGGCCCAGGUGGACUCCAGCGAGUCGUUCCAGGAGUUCUGCAGCACGGGCUGCCUGGGAGCCUACGAGAACAAACAGAACCCACCCAAGUCCUCCAUUAAAACCAAGUGCACUGUUUGUGGCAAACUUACCGAGAUCCGUCACGAGGUGAGCUUUAAGACGGUCACUCAUAAGAUCUGCAGCGACGCCUGCUUCAACCGCUACCGCAUGGCCAACGGGCUCAUCAUGAACUGCUGCGAGCAGUGUGGCGACUACCUGCCCAGCCGCGCCUCAGCCAACCACUUCCUCAUCAUCGACGGCCAGCAGAAACGCUUCUGCCACCAGAACUGCAUCCGGGACUAUAAGCAGGCCCACUCUAAGAUGACGAUGUGUACCGGAUGCCGGGCCAUGGUCCGGUCCAGUGAGGUCACCCACUGCAUCGGACCCAGCGGCACCAUGGAGCCCUACUGUUCCACAGCUUGCAUGAACAAGUCCAAGAUCUCCAGUGCCACUACCACCGUCCUCAACUCGGAACCUACGUGUCACUUCUGUAAGAAGACAUCUUUACCUCAGUACCAGGCCACUCUACCUGAGGGGAAGGUCCUGAACUUCUGCAGCUCAACAUGUGUCACCAAGUUCCAGAAUGCAACCAUUCAAACUGUAACCAAUGGACAGGCUCCCCUGUCUUCCACAACGAACCACAACAUCCAGCUGAAAUGUAAUUACUGUCGAGGGGCGUUCAGUCUAAAGCCUGAAACCCUGGAGUGGGAGGAUAAAGUGUACCAGUUCUGCAGUAAGAUCUGUUGUGAGGACUACAAGAAGCUCCACUGCAUCGUCACCUUCUGCGAGUACUGUCAGGAGGAGAAGACGCUCCACGAGACUGUCAAGUUCUCUGGAGUCAAAAGGCCCUUCUGCAGUGAAGGCUGUAAGCUGCUGUACAAGCAGGACUUUGCCAAGCGGCUGGGUCUGAAGUGUGUCACCUGUAACUACUGUACUCAGCUGUGCAAGAGAGGGGUAACCAGGCAGCUAGCUGGGGUGUCCAGGGACUUCUGCAGCGAAACCUGUGCCAAGAAGUUCCACGAGUGGUACUACAAGGCGGCUCGCUGUGACUGCUGUAAGGUGCAAGGGAACCUGACCGAGUCGGUACAGUGGAGAGCAGAGAUGAAGCACUUCUGUGACCAACAGUGUCUUCUCCGCUUCUACUGCCAGCAGAAUGAACCCAAUCUGGCAACACAAAAGGGCCCAGAGAACACCAGGCUUGGAUUUGGGAUUCAAACUGAGGCCACAAACAUUGCGAUGUUAAGUCAGUCAUUCACCAGUGGAGGGAUCCUUAAGGAUGUGAAGAAUAAAGCUGUACUCUGCAAGCCUCUCACUAUGACCAAGGCCACCUACUGCAAGCCACACAUGCAGAGCAAGCUUUUACAGACCGAUGAGGAUGAUGGGGUGAAGAGGGAGUACAUUCCUGUCCCCAUCCCAGUACCCGUAUUCAUCCCCGUCCCCAUGAACCUGUAUGCCCAGCUCACGCCCGCGCCCCUGACACUCCCCGUCCCGGUUCCAGUGCCGGUGUUCCUGCCGACCACACUGCAGGGGGCGGAGCAGAUUGUCCAGACCAUCAACGAGCUGAAGGCCAAAGUCCCCAGUGACCCCCACGAGGCUGACCUGAUCUCCAUGGCCGAGAUGAUCGCGGAAGACAGGAAGCCAGACGUGAAGGUGAAGAGAGAGCAAGGAGAAGGAGACGCCAAGUCCAGUGGCUCCAGCAGCAGCAGCUCUGAAUCAGAGGGGGAGGAGGAGAAGUAUGAACCAGACCUGGACCUGGAGAAAGACUUCCCUCAAGACCCAGUUCCUGUUCUGGAGAGCCUAGACGCGGACAUGGGCUUCACGCUGCCCCCUCUGCUAGUAGAGCAGAAGGAGGAGACCCCCCGACCCAGAGCCAAAAGACAGGGACACAAGAAAAGAGCUGUAGAUGUAGACCCCUCCUCCCCCCCUCCCCCCACCCCAGACGGUCCAGCAGAGGGGCGCUCGUUACCCCUUAGGUGUCGCUAUGGGGUCAACGCCUGGAAACGAUGGGCGCUGUCCCCGGCCGACCAAUCGGGCAAUGCAACAGGGAAAGUUGACACCAAGCUGGAACAUCCACCGGCCCGGUCCAACAGUGACCUGCUCUCUUUGAAAGCGUCAGAGCUCGGCCAGGCACUGGCCCAAUUCGUGGCUGAGGUGCGACGGCCCAAUGGAGAGCAUUAUGAACCUGACAGCGUUCUCUAUCUCUGCCUUGGCAUCCAGCAGCAUCUGCAGGCCAAAGGCAGGACAGAUGAGCUGUUCAGUGACCCGUGCUACCAACCCUUUGGAGAGGAGCUCAACAAGGUCCUCAGAGGCUGGCAGCCCAGCGUGAUGCCUGAUGGUUCCCGAUGGGGUCGCGUGGAGGAGCAGUGUCUGUGGAGCUGUAAGCUGCUGGGGGACCAGAGCCCGGCUGCGUUGCUGCGAUCGCUGGUCUAUCUGAACACCAAGUACUUUGGCCUGCGCACGGCGGAGCAGCAUCUGCGCCUCUCCUUCGCCAGCGUCUUCGGUCCCGACUGCACAGACCCGGCCACACGGGAGACCACCGUCUGCAUCCGUGUCCCCACCCCCUCCUCCUCUUCCUCCUCGCCCUCGUCGCAGGGCCACUAUUCACAAACCGGAUCCAGGAAGAGGAAACGUAAGGAGGGGGCUGGUGACCCGGCCGACGACUCGGACAGCGGCCCAGGAAGCUCCGUGCACUGCCCAGUCAAGAGGCACGAGUGUCGACUGUAUGAGCUGUACCGCUCCAAGUGCCCAGGGUCGUUGAUGCAGAGCACGGAGAUCUUCUACGUGCAGCCGGAGGCUUCAGGCUCUGACGACGCCCCGUGGUUCUCCUCUACUCCUCUGGAGCGCACCGUCCUGGAGAGCAUCCUUACCCCUCUCCUCCUGGUCAAAGACCUCUACAAAGAGCGCCGCCUGGAGGAGGAUGAGGAGGGGGGAGGCGGGGAAUAGAUUCCACUCCUCGACCCAUCACAGAGGAGAUGAGGAUAAGCGUCCUCUUUCCCUCCAGUUCCACCUUGAACAGCUUCACAACUGGGCUGUAUUGUCUUUCACUAUUACCCCUCCAUUACUCACGGAUCUCAGGCCAGCUUUGAGCGUACAGUGGGUGUCAGGAUAGAAGGGACUGCACAUGCCCAGGACUGAUCGGAGGUCACCUCAUUCCCCAGGUCAGGGAAGGGGACAAGCCGGGGGUGAUGUGUGGACUGCUUGGCGUGUGAACAGCGAAUCCCCACGAACUGCUGCUCUUCCCUCGUUCUGGUGGGGCGACUCCGUUGGCUUCAUGUAGCAUUACUUACUAAGCCCAGAUUGGGCUGCCUGCUAUGAUGUGUAAAUAUUUUUGAAAGUAGAGGACAGGAAGGGGCAAAGAUGUCCCCCAGAAAGACCCACUGAAUCUUCCUCAGCUUUGACCCCCACUCUACCCCCGGGAGCCUUUUUAAAGAUGACAUUUAUUUAUUACGGUUGGUUGGUUAGUUGGUUGGCUGGCUGAUUGGUUGGUCUUGGUUCAAUUGUACGUUUGUUCUUUUCACGACGAUAUGGGAUGUGUUUAGUUUGUGCCGAGUGUGCCAUUUCUCUCUCCUCCGUUUAGAGCAUUAAUUAGUUCAUGAAUUAAACCUGCUGCAGUGUGGAGCUCUCCUGUGUGUCUGUCUUUCCCUUUUAUUUGUCCUAAGGUGGUGGUUGGCUAUAUGGGGUACAGUCUGGGCCUUCAGAGGAGUUUCAGGUACAGGAAUGAAGAAUAUGGUGUCCUGCCUAAAAAAAAACUACAUUUUGAAAUAAUUUUUCUAGGUUGUAAUCCCAGUAUUUUGUUUUGCCUCAUUUAAGCUACGUGAUGUUGAUUAUUUAGUUCAAACUGUAGCACUUGAUAAUGGGUGCUGUAUUACUUCAGGCUAGAGAGGGAUAUUCUGUCAACACGACAACAAUGGAAACGCUGUUCGAACCAGAGUGGACAGAUCUCUUUCGGGAUUAGAUCAUAGACAUGGCUGGUGACGUUUUCCUGAUUCCUGCCGUCUGCAGGCAUCCACGUUACACUAGAAACGUCUGCAUUUAUCCCUGAAAAUGUUGCUAUUUUUUUUUUUUUUUUUAUAUAUUUUUGUUUUUACUGUUUUCCUUUUAGGCCUAUGUUUUAUUUGUAUUAUUUUCUAUCAAUAAAUUACAAGCGAAUACCUCGUUUUAUGUUGACUUCUGAAUAGGAUUUUGGUUUGACGUAGAAUUUUCUUUGAAUGGCACCCGCCUUGCCUAUUGACUUCCAAGUGAUGUCUGCCGAUCCCAUGUGGAGGAAGGCCAGAGGAGGUCUGAGUGGAGCCGGGCAAGGAACGGAACCAAGUCACAGUUGGUUCUGUGACAGGCCAGGUGGCGCCAACACCUAAUUUGAAUGUGCCUGAUCUGUGUACCGAAAGUACGUGUGGGUGUGAGUGUGUAACUUGACAUAAGGUUCAUGCAGUGAGUGACUUGUCUGCCAAAAUGAUAAAAUAAAUAAUUUCAUUUCUUAAUGUC
Messenger RNA from Esox lucius (northern pike), 5829 nucleotides. RefSeq names its product zinc finger, MYM-type 2 (gene zmym2). The record is from RefSeq and is a predicted model, not a curated record. The transcript is spliced from 23 exons. NCBI's taxonomy places the organism in Eukaryota, Metazoa, Chordata, Actinopteri, Esociformes, Esocidae. Gene Ontology annotation, molecular function: zinc ion binding. Bases 199 to 4290 code for a protein of 1363 amino acids.